UGCAAUUUAAUUGCAGACUAAGCAAAACAUGCACAAAUUUGAUUUUUCAAUAUGUAGACCUUGGAAUAGGCAUCCAUUUUUGAGAGAGUACAAACUAUGUAUUUCCAAAGUAUAUCAGGAAAUGUAGCUGCAUUCUGUGUGGUUCUGCAGUGGCAGGCCCUCCGUUUCCAUGACGACGGUAGCCUGGCCCAGGGCCACAGGCUUCACUCGGCUCAGCGGCGCUCUUCGGGUGAAAGGAGCAGCCUACGUUAUUUCUCCGAAGGCGAAGCUGCUUCUGCGAGGGACGGAGUAGGUGCAGGGACGUCGCCGCCCUCGAGAAUGAAACAUGUCUUCACCCUCUAUUGUGUCAUUAAGAUGGGGAGAAAUGAAAGUUGAGGGCAGUGACACUUUAUACAAGGAUUGUAAAGUCUGGCCAGGAGGGAAACGAACAUGGGACUGGCGAGAGACAGGAACUCAGCAUCGUCCUGGAGUUCAGCCAGCUGAUGUUAAUGAAAUUGUAAAUAAAGGUAUCCAAACACUUGUCAUUGGAAGGGGGAUGGAAAAGGCAUUACAAGUGCCUGAGGAGACACUGGCUUUCAUCAGAAGUAAGGGCAUUCAUGCCUUAGUUCUGCAAACGGAAAAAGCUGUGGCACAGUAUAAUAAAUUGGUGAAAGAGGGGGUUGCUGUUGGAGGAAUCUUCCAUUCAACCUGCUAAAGUAUCCUGUUAUUACACUUCAUGUCUUGAUUUUACCAAGAGAAUAACUCACUUUGCUUGGUUGCCAAGGUUAAGCAUUCUGUUGUAAUUUUUUUAAUGUAAGAUGAAAAAUUGAUGACAUAUGUGGACUGAAAAACUAAAACAGAUACUGGUAUUUCUAUGACAAUCUGACAGUUUCAUUCCUAGGAAACCUUGUGUUUAAAAAAAAAAGAAUAUUGUCAAUAGGGAAAAGGUUAGGGCCUGAAGAGUUCCAGACUCGUAAUAACAAAGUUAAUUUAAAAAAAGUCUUAUUAAUAGCUACAAAUGUAUUAUUUGUUGCUAAAAAUAUAAAAAGGGUGAAUGUAGCGUUGUCUAAUUGCACAAUAGAAAUUAUUGUCAAUUUCCCAGUGACCACCUGCGGUGAAUUCUUUUUUUAAAAAGACAAUGGUGGCUUAUUUCUGCCAGGAGGGAGAGGUUACAUGAAAAGUUUUUUUCCCCCCCCGAGACUUUUUUUCAGGUCAGCUUUUGAUUCUGCUUGUCAUUUUCCAAAGUAAUUUUGAAGUAGUUCUCUAAUUCCCGUUUGAAAUUGUCUUAUAACCAAAUCGGUCAGCAUAAUACAAAUAAUUUCCCCUGAUAUUCAAUUUGCAAUAUUAAAACAUAUGCUGGACCAUAACUAGCUAUACUAAAAGAUGGUUGGACAUUUCAUGCAGUCAGUAUUUCAUAACUUCCACUUCAAAGAUUAAUUCAACUGUAAUGAAGCAUUAUGUAAUUUCUAUUUUCUAUUUGAUUGGCUAAUAAACAUUCCAUGUUGUUUACUGCUUAAA
Molecule: messenger RNA, 1497 nt
Organism: Amblyraja radiata (thorny skate)
Lineage: Eukaryota; Metazoa; Chordata; Chondrichthyes; Rajiformes; Rajidae
Product: mth938 domain-containing protein-like
Exons: 4
Coding region: 326-694 (122 amino acids)
Biological process (GO): positive regulation of fat cell differentiation
Cellular component (GO): cytoplasm
Source: RefSeq, a predicted model, not a curated record